Molecule: messenger RNA, 1757 nt
Organism: Daphnia magna
Lineage: Eukaryota; Metazoa; Arthropoda; Branchiopoda; Diplostraca; Daphniidae
Product: glutamate [NMDA] receptor subunit 1
Exons: 9
Coding region: 34-1485 (483 amino acids)
Cellular component (GO): membrane
Molecular function (GO): ligand-gated monoatomic ion channel activity
Source: RefSeq, a predicted model, not a curated record
UGGGCCAAUGCUCUUCAAGAGGAGCCUGUCAAAAUGUUCAGUAGAAAACAGAACGCCUUGUCCUACGUUCAACAUUUUCUUUUGGUACUUGUGGUAGUGAUGGUAAUACGAUGCGUACUUACUGAAGCGAGACAUCCAAUUAAAAAUCCUCUUAACGGCCAACACAUAAGACUUAUCGCGAACGUGCUGAUACUGGAAAACGAAGUGAAUAUAAAUAACGCAUCUGGAGCUUUGGAAGGCAUGAAAGGAGUGUCUUAUCACAUGAUGGAUUACUUAACGCAUCGCUACAAUUUUACGUAUUCAAUCAUCCAAGGUAUACAAACAACAAGCGUGCAGUCGAAAGGUAUAGGAGAUCGCGGCCUCAUUAAUUGGGUUGUUGACGGAACAGGUGAUCUUAUAGUGGGUCCCAUCAUUAUAAACCACAACCGCUACGGAUUGGCGGACCUGACGUUGCCAUGGUAUCAACUGUAUGGUUAUCUCCUUAUUCCCAAACCCCAACCUCAGGCCAAUUUCACAUCUGUUUUGAAACCAUUUCAAUGGCCGGUUUGGAUCGCAUUGCUGGUAUCUAUCGCUGCCGUCAUCGUUUCCAUGUACUUUGUCAGCAAUUUUCGAUGGUCAAUUGUUUCUUCUUUAACCCAUCGGACAUUUUCCAAACGCAAGAAAAUCGUGUUUAAAAAAUCAUGCGACACAUCGACGACCGUGUCAUACCUGUAUGCUGUCAGCGUACUUCUUUCGCAAGGUGGACCAUGCUCAUCCCGAAAACUAGUUGUUCGAGUAUUGGCCGCUGCUUGGUGUUUAGCAGCGGCAGUACUCGUCAAUAGCUACAGUUCUGUGCUCAUCACUUACAUUCUCGCUCCCAAUAACCCGCCACUCAUAACCUCAGCCUACGAUCUCGCCCAGCAAGAUGACAUCCAUUUAAUUGUUGAUAAAGGAAGGGGCAUUGAUGUCUUUGUUACGACGUCGACUGAAACUACGGGUGUGAUGAAGGAGCUACGGAAUAAACUCAAUUCCUACCCAUUCUCUCGUUGUGCGCCUCGCUCACAGUGCAUCGCAAUGGUCAAAUCGGGAAAAAGAAUUACGUACGCAAGUUCCCAAGAAUAUCUAAUGAGUGCCAUCAAGGAAGACUUUCAAACAAGCGGAGGUAAAUGUCUGCUAGAAAUCGUCAGCGAGGGUUACAUACCUGCUCUCCUCGGUUGGGUAUUGCAAAAAAGAAGUCCCUACACCGACAUUAUCAACAAGGGGAUCCUAGAAAUGCAUGGGAACGGAAUAAUACAACUCCAUUGGACAUUAGACCCACGCAGAGCAAUCCCACCCCAGUGUAAAAGCGCAAAAGCUAAGGGAGUUCAAAAGAAGAAUAGUAAGGCGGAUCAGGCUCGCCAAUUGUCUCUCAAAGAUCUAACUGGGGCCUUUAUUAUUUUGCUUAUUGGAUGGGGAAUUUCAGUCAUCGUUUUCUUGGGAGAAAGACUGGCAUAUCGACCUUCAUAAAAACAUAAUUUUUUUUGCUUAAAGGUAUUAGGUUAUUCAAACACUUUGAAUCGGUUAAGUCAGUCAAAGCGUCAAUUAAAUAUAAUUAUUUGAAAAAACAAAUCGUCUACGAGACACGAAUGCAAUGACCCUCAUCAAAAUAAAGUUAUUUGGCUUCAUGUUAUUUCCUAAGAACAUAAUUUAAUUCGCUUUGACACAUCGCACGGCCCUCUGAUGUAACUCCCUAACACCUAUCUGUUUCAUUUCUUCUUUGACUUGUAUACACGAAUCAU